This is a messenger RNA of Diospyros lotus (date-plum), 1088 nucleotides long. RefSeq lists its product as uncharacterized. The record is from RefSeq and is a predicted model, not a curated record. The transcript has a single exon. NCBI's taxonomy places the organism in Eukaryota, Viridiplantae, Streptophyta, Magnoliopsida, Ericales, Ebenaceae. Bases 282 to 686 code for a protein of 134 amino acids.
UCUUCCCUUCUAGAAGACGAGCACAUGGCUGGCUCCCGCAAUUCUACAGCCCUUCGCUUCUCUCCAUUCCUUAUUUUGGUUUCACUUCAAAAAAAAAUGGUCAGCCAAAACAUCGCAGACAAACCUAAGCCCAUUGCCAUUUCCCAGAAUUCUUCCCACUAUAGCAGAAGCCUACCCACGUCGCUCUACUCCUGCCCUUUUCUUCUUUAAUCUCUCUGUUUCAGUGCGUGUGUGUUUGUGUGUGUGUAUAUAUAUAUAUAUCCAUACACAUUUAUAUAAAGAUGGAUGAGAAGAAGGUUUUUGAUGUGUCUUGCUUCAUGCUCAUGGAAGCCACCGGUGAUUCAGAGGCCGAUUCUGGGCUCAAUCUGGAAUCGGACAUUAAUGCUUUGGCAGAAGAUGAUGCUCAAUCUUGUUGCUGCGAUGUAUUGGAUUAUGGGAGCACCGUUGAGUUUGGUGAUGAUCUAGGGCAUGCCCAUGGUGAAGAUUGUCAUGUUGAUGAUGAUAUGGAGGAAGGUAUUCACAACCUAGAUUGGAGUGAUGAUGAUGAUGAUGAUGUGGUACUGAGCAGGAUUGCGAAGGCAGAGGGGCAGCACAGGAAGUCCAAGGUUUGUGUUGAUUCGGCCAUGGCAUUGAAGAAUGAGAUGGAAAAGAGCAGGCUUUUCUGGGAGGCCUGCUUGGCUUCUUAAUUUAAACCUGUGUCUUCUCGUUUAAUUUGGUUUCAGGAGUGAGUUUGUUUGUUUCCUAGAGUUGUGGAUCAAACAAAUAAUCCACCUCUUGCUAUUCUCCAGCAAUUUUAAUCCUUCCUCUUCUUCUCCGAGCAUAAGUUGCACAAAAGAAGGGGAAAAAAUCUGUAUUGCCUUCUCUCCCUCCAUUUUGAAUGCAAUUGUGGGUAUUUCAGACACUAGACGUUGACUACUUGAUUCAACUCUUUUCUUUUCCUUCGUCUAGGUUUGUAAACAUUAAUGAUUUGUGACUUCCACGGCUAAAUGUAGACAUUAAUGUUUUGUAAGCAAGAUGGAACUUGUUUCUUGUCGACAACUUAAUAGAGGAUUGAGCUCUAAUAAACAGUACGAAGUAACUUAGUGGGU